UGAAAUAUGAUCGAAACUCAGUUCUUGCAUACAACACAUACCCUGUAGGUACGCAAAGAGCUUUCCGGAAGCACGGUCCAAUAUUUGAGCUCAAGUGACGAGAGGACAAUCAGAGAUUGCAUAUUCUAGACUCUAUUUAACUAGUCACCUUGUCUAGAAAUUAGACCCUACGUUAAGGCUAACUAGAAUUCGGAAAUUGCUCUGCCGUUGGCUAAGACUUGGGUUGACCUUCAAUGUGACUAUACUGGUCAAGGAUAUGUAUGUAGUUGCGAUAUAAGUUAUCACGUCGUGACAAUGAGUCUUGGGGUAAUCUCGCCCACCUAAAUUACCUUCAUGUCGUGAUAUAUUGGUGAGUGUUAAAUAGGAAGCUAGCCCAAAUGCGGUCUUCAAUAUCAUUAUUUGCCUCCCUUUUGACCACUGCGCUGGCCAUAUCCAACAAUGGUAGCACGCCACUCUAUAAAGAUUCAUCAGCUCCGGUUGAAGACAGAGUGACUGACCUACUGUCACGGAUGACCAUCGAAGAAAAGACAGCCCAACUCGUCCAGGGGGAUUUGAGAAACUGGAUCAACAUAACAGAUGGCAGUCUCAACCAAACUGGUCUUGAAUGGAGUAUGCAAUACCGUGCCGGCUCGUACUACGUCGGCGUGGCUAUACCUUGGGAGAUGCUUAGUGAUGGCGUCAAAAUUGGGCAGGACUAUCUGAUGCAGAAUACGACGCUUGGGAUACCGGCUUGGGUCCAGUCAGAAGGAAUACAUGGCUUCCUAAUCCCGAACGCCACCAUCUUCAAUUCUCCAAUCGCCCAUGCUUGUUCCUUCAACCCGUCCCUGAUUGAGAAGAUGGCAAAAGCCAUUGCGCAGGAAGCUCGUGCUUUAGGCGUUAACCAAAUUUUCGGGCCUCUUGCUGAUUUAGCUCGCGAACUGCGGUUUGGUCGUGUAGAGGAAACCUUCGGAGAAGAUGGCUAUCUGACUGGUGAACUUGCUCACGCGUACGUCAAAGGUCUCCAGUCAGGUAAUGUCUCGGCCAUGGUGAAGCACUUCGCCGCAUUCGCAUCACCAGAACAAGGUCUAAAUACUGCUCCCGUGCACGGAGGAGAACGAGAAUUACGGACCACAUAUCUACCCUCCUUCAAGCGAGCGAUUAUCGAUGGUGGCGCGUUUUCUAUCAUGUCGGCAUAUCAUAGCUACGACGGUGUGCCCGCUGUGGCUGAUAGACACACCCUGACCGAUAUAUUAAGGGGAGAAUGGGGCUAUAAAUACUUCGUGAUGAGUGAUGCCGGCGCCACAGACCGUCUGUGCAAUAACUUCAAGAUGUGCAAUUCUGACCCCAUCGAUUCUGAAGCUAUAGUCAACCUUGCACUUCCCGCCGGAAACGACGUCGAAAUGGGCGGUGGAUCGUUCAACUUUGAAAGGAUCCCCGAUAUGGUCGACUCGGGCAAGCUGUCCAUAGACGUCGUAGACCAAGCCGUCUCCAGACAACUACGUGCGAAGUUCGAAAUCGGGCUAUUCGAAAACCCCUUCACUGAUGUCGCGGUAGAAGACCAGGCCAAGUAUAUCAACACACCAGAGACCAUUGAGCUCGCAAGACAACUAGACGCAGAAUCCAUCGUCCUACUCGAAAAUCACAACAACAUCCUCCCUCUGAAAAGGGAUGCCAACAUCGCCGUCAUCGGGCCCAUGGCUCACGGCUACAUGAACUACGGCGACUACGUCCCCUACCUCUCGCAAUACCGCGGCGUGACCCCGCUCGACGGCAUAACCGCCGCCUCCACAGGCAAAAUAACCUACGCGCAAGGCUGCGAGCGCUGGUCCUCCUCCCAAUCCGGUUUCGCCGCCGCCACCGCCGCGGCCCGCGAAGCCGACAUCGCCAUCGUCAUAGUCGGGACCUGGUCGCGGGACCAAGACGAGCUAUGGGCAGGCCUAAACGCAACAACAGGCGAACACGUCGACACCUCCUCUCUCAACCUCGUCGGCGCGCAGCCGCACCUCGUGAAAGCCGUCCUCGACACCGGCGUCCCGACGAUCGUCGUCUACAGCUCCGGGAAACCCGUAACCGAGCCGUGGAUCAGUUCCGCGGCUUCGGCGCUAGUACAGCAAUUCUAUCCCUCGGAGCAAGGCGGCCACGCGCUCGCCGACGUGCUUUUCGGCGCCGCGAACCCGUCGGGGAAAUUGAGCGUUUCGUUUCCGUAUGAUGUGGGGACUACGCCGAUAUACUACGAUUACCUGAACUCGGCGCGCGCGAGCCCGGAUCCGGGGCGGGUGUACCCGAACGGGACGAUGGUGUUCGGACAUGCUUAUGUGCUGCAGAGUCCGCUGCCGCUUUACGAGUUCGGGUUCGGCAGGUCGUAUAGCACGUUUGCGUAUGCGGGCGUGGCGCUGGAUAAGAGCGCGGCGGGGCCAGGGGAUACGGUGAGGGUUUCGGUCGAUGUGACGAAUGAGUCGGCGCGCGAUGGCGCGGAGGUGGUGCAGGUUUAUGUGGAGGAUGUGGUGGCAAGCGUUGUGGUGCCGAAUAAGCAGUUACGCGGGUUCGCGAAGGUUUUCGUGAAGGCUGGUGCUAUGUUGUUUCAUACCUAGGCACGUAGAUAAUGACACGGCACCUAGGGGUACGUAAUUAUAUACA
Annulohypoxylon truncatum is the source of this 2616-nucleotide messenger RNA. RefSeq names its product glycoside hydrolase family 3 protein. Bases 378 to 2570 code for a protein of 730 amino acids. The record is from RefSeq and is a predicted model, not a curated record. Gene Ontology annotation, molecular function: beta-glucosidase activity. The transcript is spliced from 7 exons. Gene Ontology annotation, biological process: glucan catabolic process. NCBI's taxonomy places the organism in Eukaryota, Fungi, Ascomycota, Sordariomycetes, Xylariales, Hypoxylaceae.